This is a messenger RNA of Leptidea sinapis, 5153 nucleotides long. RefSeq names its product A disintegrin and metalloproteinase with thrombospondin motifs 3-like (gene Adamts-1). Gene Ontology annotation, biological process: extracellular matrix organization; proteolysis. The transcript has 17 exons. Gene Ontology annotation, cellular component: extracellular matrix. The record is from RefSeq and is a predicted model, not a curated record. Gene Ontology annotation, molecular function: metalloendopeptidase activity. NCBI's taxonomy places the organism in Eukaryota, Metazoa, Arthropoda, Insecta, Lepidoptera, Pieridae. Bases 28 to 3060 code for a protein of 1010 amino acids.
CGCGGCGCGAGGCGGUCAUGUCCGUAGAUGCGUAGGCGCAGUUCCGCAUGCGCUGGAGCCCCGAGCGGCGGCGUGCUCGGCAUGCCACCCUGCCUGAGCAUCACGACACUUCUCCUGACCCUCGCAGCUACACAAGCCUUAAUACCUCGCGAACCUUCCAUCAACCCCCAUUCCUCAAUCCACCAUCUACACAUCCUCGGCUGGCAUUUGGAGCUAACAGAAAACAGGGCUAUACGAUCGCCGUAUUACAAUGUGUGCAAGUUCUACAAAGGACGUGUUUUGGAUGAGGAUAACUCAUCGGUAACAGUGACAGAAUGUGAGGGGCGUUUGUAUGGAUUGCUGCAAGUUGAUGGCGAGGAGUUUCUCCUUCAGCCGACGAGGCCAGAUUCUGGUCACGUCCUGCGACGCCGAGACGUUUUGCUGUCUGAUCGGAUCGCGGCCUACAAUCUCACUGGAGACACGGUCGGUGACCUUGACAUUGACUUGGAAGAUGACGAGCCGGUGUCAACAAUCCAUGUGCGGCCAAGAAACGGUGACCAUUCAGAAGUAGAGCAUUAUCGUAACGUGAAACCCGUGACCAGACCGUUAUCAGGCUCAAAAGGAUUAUGGCUAGAGUUAGCUAUUGUAGCCGACCACACUAUGGUAAAAUUUCACGGCAAGGAUCGAGUGAAACAUUACAUUCUUGCACUCAUGAAUAUCGUCAGUGCCAUCUUCAAUGACCAUUCGCUCGAGUCUAACAUGACCCUCGUUAUAAAUAAGCUGUUUCUAUACGAGGAGAAGGAUUCUGUUAUAAAGUACGGGAACGUCAAGAAAUCGCUGGAGGCAGCGAAUAAAUGGAAUUACAGGCAUCUCAUGAAAUUGCCCGAAGAUAGCACAGGAUGGGAUGCUACGGUGUGGUUGACUCGGGCUCAACUGGGUGGGCCUUCGGGCUUCGCCCCAGUCGGCGGCGUCUGCUCCAGAACCAGGUCGGCUGCCAUCGACAGGGACGAAGGUCUCACCAGUGCUUUUGUGAUUGCACACGAACUGGCACAUCUGCUCGGCUUAACUCAUGAUGCUGAAGGUCAAUGUGACACUGAAGGGCUAAAGGGCUCUGUGAUGGCACCAACUGUCUUGGCAACACUGCACAACUACGCGUGGUCAUCGUGCUCCAAGCAACAGUUUCACGAGAAAUCCGCAAAAUGGUGGUGUCUCCAUGAACGAAGUCAAGACGAUGGAGUGGAGCUCGGAGGUGCUAAGGAACUGUCCAACUAUGUAUUUACAAUGGAUGAACAAUGUCGUACUGAAUUUGGAGAAGGCUUCUCAGUUUGCAAGUCUGUCAAGGUGAGGUCGCCGUGUGCCAGAUUGUGGUGUGCUCAUCGCAGCAUGCCCUACGUCUGCCGCUCUAAAAGGGCUCCUCCUCUAGAAGGUACUCCAUGUGGAAAUAACCAUUGGUGUUUGGAUCGUGUCUGCGAACCAAUGCCGGGACAUAUUUCCGAGAAUAAAUCAAGCAGCUAUGAUAUCGACAUGUCGCCGCCUGUGUGGGGGGAGUGGGGGGAGUGGAGCGACUGCAAUACCGACUGCGGAUACGGCUUCCGAACGAGGACCAGGAACUGUUCCUACAAAGGAUCGUCCUCGGAGAGUGCAUGCGAGGGAGCUGGAUCCCAGGUUGCCACGUGUUGGACUAAUUCGGUUUGUGCUGCGACCAGGGACAUCCGCGCCGAUUCCUGUUUCCGGCAAGCCAGUCAUCUCAUACCAUACUACCAUGUAAACGAGACGAAACGUUGCGAGAGCUGGUGCGUAGACUACGCGGGAGGUACUCCAUCUUCUUUUGGCAACCUUCCAGACGGAGCGCCGUGUAGCUACGAGCGACCCUUUGAUCUGUGCUAUCAGGGAACAUGUGUGAAAGGCCAAUGCAGUUCAACAGAUACUUCGUGCAACUGGUGUCCAGAUGGUUACUGUAACAACAACACUAACAUUUACAACAGGCAUUUAUUGAAAGGGUGGACUCGUCUCACUGUCGUUCCACACGAAGCAAGUCACAUUUCCAUUCACAUCUCAACACCGGUGCUCCUAAAUAUAGCCAUACGAGAACGCCGUCGAGAUAGGCCAAUCCUCGAACUCAGCAAACAUUCCCGUCGAUUCGAACUUGACGAUAAGCAAAAUCUAUAUCUGAAGUACGAUCCAAGCGUACCGCAAAAUCUCCAGAUAAUAGAAGUAGACAGUAAUGUUAUUGAUAUAAAAGAAGAGAAGUAUGGGUUUGAAGGAGAGGUGAUAGCAGCCGGGAGCUUGAUCAAAUGGCGGCAGACAGAGUCAGAGAUUGAUAUCACGUCAAUAUCAAAAUUGCACUCCGAUUUAAUGAUAAUGGCGAUUCCAGAACAGCCAACGGGUCACGAAGAUCUAUCAGUUCAAGUGUUGGUGAACUUCAGUACGCCGGCAACGCGGUCCAGACCUAUGGAAUAUAGAUGGCAAAGCGAGCGGGGUCCAUGUUCAGUCUCGUGUGGCGGAGGGUUCCGUGUGGUUCGUGUGCGAUGCGCCAGAGGGCAGCAGUGUGCGCCGACCCGUCAUGAACGAUGUAACAUGCACAGUUGCGAGUUCAAAUGGGCGGGUGGUGAGUGGGAAGAGUGCAGCGCAACAUGUGGUGCUGACGGCGUGCAAGAAAGACAGCUGUUCUGCGUUCCUGCCAAUAGCAGUAUAACAACACGUAGAGAGCUAAUACGACGCAGUGUAUCGCCAGCGCUAUGCCCCGCAUCGACGCCUAGUAAAAUUCAAGCAUGCAAUAGAGUGCCAUGCCCUGUAUACUGGCAAGAGAUGCCAUGGACGCAGUGUUCAACAACAUGUGGGCGAGGUGUAUCAUACCGCCCAUUAGUCUGUCCUGCUCAGGACGUGGUUCUUUGCGGUCAAAAACCACGUGAGCGUCGCCGUCGGUGCCGACUGAGACGUUGCCCCACACGACCGCCGUGUCCAACCACAGAUACCGCACAAUACUGCGAACUAUUCAACAAAGAACAACUACAAAGGAACUGUGUAAUAUCGCUAUUCAGAAAAUACUGUUGUAACGCUUGUAAAAAUGUAGAUCAUUGAAUGCAUAUUGAACUUGAUAUUGUAGUUGAAAUAUUGCAAACGCACUGAUUUACCAUAUUUAUUUAAUCGCUAAUAGAUGAAUUCAGUUUUACAUUAUAUUCCAAAUGAGAAAUAUAAAUUAAAUACUGACACACAGCUGUAUUAAAUCAACAAAUCGCACGUUAAACGCUGCGGCAAAAUUGGUGUGGAGUCGCCUUAACUCUCAAAAAUUGUCAAAGAUAAUUCUCAUCUAUAUUUUAUUACUAACAAUUGUAAUUAGUAUUUGUAUUUUAUUGAACAAAUACCAGAGGGAGGCUCCUUUUCUCGGUAUACCAGCUAGAUAAUGGGUACCACAACGGCGCCUAUUUCUGCUGUGACACAUGUAAUGUGUAAACAUUAUUAUGUUUCGGUCUCGGCUUAACGUCCUGCUCGUCUCGUCCCUUAUUUUCAUAAAAAAAAUAAUAGCACGCAUUUAAACCCAUCUACUAUGUACAAAAAUAUCUCUAUAGCAAAAAAUAUUAAUAUUCUUUUAUUUAAAGUCAAUUUUCGUUUUAACUUUGAUUUAUACCUUUAAAGAUAUUAAAUAAUAGAAGCAGUUAAAUAAUAGAAUGUAUUUAGAAUAGUAAUAAAAUACACCAGUAUUUAUUCAAAUCAUAGUAUGUAAGUAUGCAUAAUAAUUUGUACUUUAGGUAAAUGCACGUUUUGAGUUUAGUAGUUAAUUUGCAAAUAUGAUAAGUACAAAAAUUAAUGUAAAGUAAAUAAUUUAAAUUAAUUUAUUAGACACGUAACUAAUAAUUCAAGGAAUGAUAAAUUGUAGUAUUAAUUGUAGUAUGUUUUAUUUUUCAAAUAAAAAAUGGACGCGUGAAUAAAAAUGUAAAGUUAUAACCUACAAUAACCGACUUCAAAUAUUAUAUAUAACCAUUAACCAUCCAUUAUUCGACUUUUAGAAGUUGACUAUUGACGGCUAAGCAUAGAUAUUUGAUAUCGCAGCAUUCUUUUAUACGUCUUCUGUAGAAUUUAUUUAUUUUUUAUUCUGAAGAACUGUUUAAACUGAUUCCUGCAACCCAAUUCUACUUUCGAUCACAUCAUCGAAGCCAUUUUUUUAUAUGGCGUUCUAAGAGAUCUCCCGUUACCCGUUCGUUUUUAACGCACGGGUUUUAGUAGGAGAAGCAGCUAUCACACUGAUGAUUGUCUCGCCCGCGUUAAUACAACGGUAUGUUGUUUUAACAUUCUUUCAUCUGAAAGGGCCUCAGCUUAGGUUUCCGCUUAAUAUCAGGAUAUGCGUACGCUCGCUCUUCAUGGCCAUUGCAUGGUGAGGGAGCCGGAAGAAGAACAUAGCAAAUGCGAGCUACCAGCCUGUUUUAUUCCCGGUCUGAGUGCCAGCUGAUGAACUCAGCCUCCCUUGUAUAAGCAACAAGUUCUCCUUGCUCUCUAGGUGCUUUCGAACGAUCUCUGUGAAAUGGUCUACUGGAUUUAUGAUAUAUGACUGAUAAUGGUCUACUCAUUGAGACGUAGCUUCUAUAAAGUAUUUCUUUAUAGAUAAAUAGACUCACCAUCAGUACAUUAAAGUCAGUUGUCCCAGAUGAGAGAUCUCGAUCUUCUUCGUUGAUUUCCUCGUGGUCUCGACGAUGUCUCCGGUCAGUUUGCCAUCACUAACACCCUUAACAACAGUCUGCCGUAGACCAGCAGUGGUUUUAUCUGAUUUCUUGACAUAGACUGUUCGUUUUUGACCCGGGUUAGCUCGAAACUAUUCAGAUGGAUAUUGUGUUUCGAGCUGACUCCUUAUUGCCCUCAGCGUGGCCAACUUUUUACUGAUGAUAUGCCUGAAGGGCUUGCGCGCCUUUUUCUCCUAAUUUUAACUCAAGAUUUUGGAUUGAAUUGUAAUAACUCUGUUCAUUUGAGGGGUUCAUUGAUGACGUUCAGCCUUUCAGCCAACAACUUUUCUAUGUUUUCUCUCUAUUCGCAGUAUUUUUUUGUAAUUUACGAAAAUAAUUUUAAUUUAUAAGUAGGUGGUUCUAGAAUAAGAAUCUUUAGAAUUAUUGAGCAGUCAGGAACGAUGUGCCAUAAAUAAAUGUACAUUACUUCCACUUAAGAAUUAAACAAUCUAAUUAAAA